Messenger RNA from Corticium candelabrum, 2837 nucleotides. Its product is annotated as NF-X1-type zinc finger protein NFXL1-like. Gene Ontology annotation, biological process: regulation of DNA-templated transcription. Gene Ontology annotation, molecular function: DNA-binding transcription factor activity, RNA polymerase II-specific; RNA polymerase II transcription regulatory region sequence-specific DNA binding; zinc ion binding. Lineage: Eukaryota; Metazoa; Porifera; Homoscleromorpha; Homosclerophorida; Plakinidae. Bases 36 to 2735 code for a protein of 899 amino acids. The transcript has 25 exons. Gene Ontology annotation, cellular component: nucleus. The record is from RefSeq and is a predicted model, not a curated record.
AUGUGGUUAUGCAAAUCCGGGACCUAUAGCACAUUAUGUCUCGUCCUCUCUACCUUCAGCGCGGAAAAGGAAGAGGACGAGGUCGUGGUGAUGGGCAUAAAUCAAAUGGACCUGACCGUUCAUUACCCCACGAGGGCAGUAAGAAGCAACCAAAUCAAGCAACAGUGAAAGGGAAAGAACAAACUGCAUUGCAAGCAUCAGAAGAGAGGAGAGCGCAGGCUUCUGCAAUUUUCGAGCGUACACGUCAGAUUGCGUGGGAAAAUGAGAGAGACGGGAGGUCGUCUUCGGAAGAAGAAGACAAUGGGCUUGAUGAUGAAAAACUUUUUUCGACUAGUCUCAAGUCGUACAGCACUUUAUUCAAUGAUGGCAAUGGAAGAGAUGAGUCUAGUAGUGGUCUGAGACGGACUAAGAAUUUAUUCAAUGACAUUUGUAAGAGUGGAGCUCUUUCGUGCCUGAUCUGCAUCUCAUCAGUCAGACAAAAUGAUGCCAUUUGGCAUUGUGUCGGCUGUUACAGCAUUUUCCACCUUCAGUGCAUCCAAAAGUGGGCUAAAGAUGGAGCCAGUCUUAACUCAGUCCAAAUGCCAUCUCUGGCUGAAGCUGCAUCCAUGACUGGUGUCACUCACAAGGAAGAACAGCAUUGGUUUUGUCCUAAAUGUCGCUAUGAAUUCAGUGUUACCGAAUGUCCGACUCAUUAUGUUUGUUUCUGUGGGAAGGAGGUUGAUCCAAAGUUUGAUCCGUGGCUGGUACCCCACUCAUGUGGACAGACAUGUGGGAGAGCCCUAAGACCAGAGUGUGGACACUCGUGUGUACUGCUGUGUCACCCGGGACCCUGUCCACCGUGCCCUCAAGUUGUCAAGUGGAAAUGUUACUGUGGUCGAGAGGCACCCGUAAUGAAACGAUGCUCGUCACGAGACUGGUCAUGUGGAAAGCCAUGCGGCUGUCUGCUUUCUUGUGGACAGCAUCAUUGUCAACAGCCGUGCCAUCAAGGACGUUGUCUCACUUGUCCGAGACAAAGUAAGCAGUCUUGCUUGUGUGGCAAAGAAAUUGCAGUCCGUCUUUGUGCCGAUGCUGUUUGGCAGUGUAGCUUGGUUUGUGGCAAAAUUUACUCUUGUGGAAAUCACAAAUGUGAAAAGGUUUGCCACAGCGAUGAUUGUGGACCAUGCCCACGGUCUCUUGAAAGAACAUGUCCAUGUGGAAAGACAAGAGUCAUUUUGCCCUGCACAGAAGAUGUUUCUUCAUGUGGUGACACGUGCAGCAAGAAAUUGCCAUGUGGUACUCAUCGAUGUAUGCAGCUUUGUCAUUCUGGCUCGUGUGGUCUGUGUCGUCAGAUGGUAACAAAAACAUGUCGAUGUGGUCGGAAGGAAAAGAAAGUUCAGUGUCAUCAGGAAUACACGUGUGAGAUAAAAUGUGACCGGAAACGAGACUGUCAGAGACACCAGUGCAAAAGGAAGUGCUGUGAUGGAAGCUGUCCACCUUGUGAACAGCCCUGCAGUCGAACCCUCAAUUGUCGAAAUCACAAAUGUGCCUCUAGAUGUCACAGUGGACUUUGCUAUCCAUGCAUUGGGACAGUAGAUAUAUCCUGCAACUGUGGAGCAACUGUUCUUACAGUUUCUUGUGGUAGAGAGAGAAGGACAAAACCACCUAAAUGCAAAGAAUUAUGCAGACGAUCGCCCGACUGCCAUCACGUUGCUCGACGGCCACAUUUAUGCCACUUCAAGAAAUGUCCACCUUGCACCCAGGUGUGCAACAAACCUCUACCUGGUUGUGUUCAUCACUGCCCUAUGGCUUGCCAUGAUGCUGUAAAAAAUCCAUCUGCAAAGCGACUUGUAGUUCAUGCACCAUGGGAAAAAAGCACUGAAAUUGUUGAUGCACUUGUUGCCUUGCCUUGUCCACCUUGUAAUGUUCCUGUAUUAGUUGUGUGCUUUGGGCAGCAUCAGACACGAAGCAUAGCAUGCAUCAUGUCAAAGCCUUUCUCGUGUGGUUGUCCGUGUGACAGACUUCUUUCGUGCUCUAAUCACAAAUGUGAAUUAGAGUGUCACACUGUAACGGGCGUCGUAGGACGGAACCAGGCAGGAAAGGAGUGUGAAGAUUGCAAGAGGUUUUGUGAAAAAUCAAGGCCAACUGGAUGCAGACAUAAUUGUCCGUUGUUGUGCCACCCAGGUGAUUGUCCUUUAUGUAAGGAGAGGUUGAGACUACCUUGUCACUGUAAAAGCUCUAAUCUCUUCAUUGAAUGCAGUGAAUGGACAUCAGCUGGGGAAGAAAAGCGAAAAGAAAUGUUGUCUUGUCUAGGACAGUGUCCAAAACAGCUCUCUUGUGGACAUAGAUGUCCAAUAAAAUGUCACUUUGGAUCAUGUCCCAGUGAGCAACAAUGUGAGAGAAAGACCACAAUUCGUUGUACUUGCAGAAGACGAAAGAAGGAUGUUCCCUGUCAUGAGUUCCAGACGGGUACGGCCAUUCUUAACUGUGAUGAUAAAUGUCAAGAAGCAAAGAAGCAGACAGCGAAAGAAAAGGCUGAGUCUGUGAGACAGAAGGAAGAUGAAGAACGACGGCAUCAACAGCAAGAGCUGGCAGAGUUUCAACGUAAACUUGAGGGUAGACGUCGAAAGCGUAAGGAAGUGGUGACUACUGAUGCGGUUGAACUUCCAUGGUGGAGGCGACAAACAGGGUUAACAGUCGGCAUCUCUGUGUUGUUUGUAAUCAUCUCUUUGGUACUGUACAUGUACACCUCCCAGUAGACCAAUGAUUUGACUCGAGUUGAAGGUAUUGUUGGUGGUGUUAGACAUAUUGUUGUUGUUACCUGAAAUUGGUCCAACAUGCUCUUGCUUGGAGUAAGCAUA